ACUUAGGAAAGGUUUUACGGAGAGCGAUUGUUUAUGUCAAAAAUUGUCUCCAACUUCCCCCGUGAGAAAUGACUUGAGACGAUGCACAUAUCUGCCAUGGAUAACCAGGUCGAGAACUGUGAAGAGAUAGAUAAGGAUGAUAUCCACUUUUUAGAGAGUAUUGGAAAAGGAUCAUUCGGAGUCGUCUACAAAGCUGUGUGGAAAUGUGUAACCGUUGCAGUUAAGAAAGUAGAAACAGAAUCAGAGGUCAAUGCCUUUUACAAUGAAGUUCAACAAUUGGCUCGAGUUGAACAUGAGAACAUCAUCAAGUUAUAUGGGGCAUGCACAUCCGAUGCCCAUAAGUGCCUUGUUAUGGAAUAUGCUGAUGGUGGAUCCCUCUAUCAUUUGCUACACAAUUCCCCAAACACAGAAUACAAUCUGGCCCAUGGCAUUUCAUGGUUAUUGCAGUGUGCCAAGGCUGUAGCCUACCUCCACUCCAUACAGCCACGGCCUUUGCUGCACAGGGACCUCAAACCUCCAAAUUUGCUCCUUACAAAAGGAGCAAAAAUCCUGAAAGUCUGUGACUUCGGGACAGCUUGUGAACUCAGUACCAUUAUGUCUGAUAACCGAGGAUCUGCUGCUUGGAUGGCUCCUGAAGUCUUCGAAGGGAAACUCUAUACAGAAAAAUGUGAUGUGUACAGUUGGGGCAUUAUCUUGUGGGAGGUGAUAACAAGGCGAGUGCCCUUCGAGGACUUGGGACUAGCAGUGCGCAUCAUGUGGGCUGUGCACCAGAAGCAGAGACCACCUCUAGUGACAGGCUGUCCCAAGUUGCUAGAAAACCUUAUGAAACGGUGUUGGGACCAUGAUCAUGUAAAGAGGCCACGCAUGGAGGAGGUGGUGGAAAAGGUCUCCAAAAUAUGCCGUUUUCUGAAGGGCUUUGAUAAACCUAUCCACAAUCCUCCUUCUGACGAUUCAAUAACUGAUUCCUAUAGGUCUCCAUGUAUUGGGUCAAGUACAGGGCACACUAGCAGGGAUGUGAGUGAGUUGAGCACCAACGACACUGCUGGUGAUGGGCUCACUCGGAGCGCGAUGUCUCAUAAUAGUAUCUCGCUCUCAGAUUUUCAAAAUGCAGGGCCCUUCUGGGGUAGUGAAGAAAGUGAGGGGACAUACCCAGUAAUAGACACCAAUACCAGUGGCAGUUGCUCACCUCAGCUUCAAAGGCCUGCUAUUAGUCCUAACGUAUCCAGCACAGUGGUUGUGACAGGAGAGGGCUCCCCAUGGAGUACUGCGCCAAGUGAUGACCUGCAUGAGCACAUGCAGCCACUGGCCAUUAGUAUUUCUAAUAUAGACCCCCCAACUCGCUCAGAUGUCACGCUCGCUCCUGCCCUCAUUCCUGCAGUAAACAUCCGAGCCCCCAUAGGCUCUCUAGAAGGUAUCAGCCCAAUACAAGUCCCUAUGCGCCGACACCUGACGCCCUUUGAUCCUCAGGGUCAACUCAAGCGACAUUCUGCUGAAGUCACACCGCAACCUACCUCUUAUAAGGAAGGCGGACAGUAUGGUGGUGGCAAUCACAAUGGCGAGGGUGGAGGAGGCGGAGGCAUAGACGGCGGCGGAGGAGGCGGCGACGGAGCAGACGAGGAAGAGCUCGGUGCUUAUUGGGAGCUCCUGGACGGGGAGAUCCGCCCGGUCAAGCCCAUCCCUGCCUACCCCGAGUCGCAGGUCAUCUUUGCGGAACACAAGGAGAUGGCACGCAAAUAUUUGGUCCUGCAGCAAGAAAUAUUCAACUUGCGGAAGAACAAGAUUGCCCUGCAGGAGAAACUGUCACAGGCUGAGAAGCUGGAGCAGCUCGGCAACCAGCGCUACCAAGACAAGAUAAGAGAACUUGAAAACAAAAGGGAGAACCUUCGGCACACUCACAGUAAACUAAGACAACAGCUGGAGCAGAUUUUGGCCAGACAGCAAGAGCAGCAACAACGGGAGCAGCAGCAGCAGGAGGACGGGAGGGGAGGCGGCUUGGGAUCAAACCUCUCCCUGACCCCCCUCUGAGGACAGGUGCACGCUCUCCCCCUCUCCAAGCACCAGGGCUGUGAUUUGUAAGACAGUCAGGGACUCCUUUCUUGCGUGGAUGCGCUGUUCUUCCUUAGUUUGUCAUGCCACGCCCAUAUCAUGUGAGAUGGAAGCACAGAAGAAGAAGAAGAAAAGAGAAAGUUGAUUGGACUAAUGUAUAGAUAUUGGAUCAAAGGAUUUAUUACUUUCUGAUCUGCGAAGAGUUCAGAUGUAUAGAUUUUUUUUUAUCUGAUAUGAUAUUUUAAGUAUUUUAGAAAAAGUGAAAAAAAAAAAAAUCUUGGAUGGGUGACCAGGGCUGCAAGUUCGAGCAGCUGAAAAAGAGGAGAAAGUAGGCGAUAACUUUCCUUUUCUUCCCCACUUAUAUGUUUCAUCCUUAACAGGUACUGAGUUGAAUCUAUGGACACUUAUUCUAGAUUGUAGGUAUCAGAUAAAACACAUUGUCAAUUAUUUAGAACCAAAUUUUAGUCUUUUAAGUUGUAAUUUUGGUCACUUAUUUAAUAUUCAUUAUAGAAUCACCUGAUAUGACUUAUUUAUUGAUGUAUAAUAUUUUGGAGUUGAUUCUUGCAACUCUAAAAAGUAUGCAUUUUUAGGCUAGAGUAUUUUUUAAUGGUAGAAUAUUACAUCACAAGAGAUGUGGUGAUGCACUCUUGUUCAUUUUUUGAGUUUGAUCCUUCAGUUUAAAUUUUCUUGCAUUAACUUGGCUAAGAAAAGAAAAUAGGAAGGAUGUAAUUACUUGGCACUGGUGAAAAGAAAAUUCUUAAUUUUUAUCAUAUGAAUAUCUGUAACUUAUUUUAUUGAGGUUUUAUAUGGAGCAGGAAUAUAUUCUGUGAUAAAGAAGGUAAUACAAAAGACAUUUUAACCAUGAUAUGUAUGGAUGUUCUGCAUUUUUAAUUUUAUUAUGUGCUAUGAGUGAAACGGAGCUUUUGAAAAGCUAGUCAAACCAUAACCAAGAAUUGUAGGAAAUUGUAGGGAUUUUGUACAUUAUAAUUAAUAUUAUUAUUAUUAAUCAUUAUUUUUAUUAUUAUUAUUAUCAUUAUUAUUAUUAUUAUCAUCAUCAUCAUCAUCAUCAUCAUCAUCAGUAUUCUUAUUAUAUAAUUUUUUUAUAUUACUGAUAAAUAUUUUUACUGCAACUACUAUUAGUGGCAUUUUUGUUAGUUUUUACUAUUACUCCUUUUACUGAUAUUUUUUAAUGUUAUCACUAGCAUUUUUAUCAUUUUAUGUAAUAAAAAACAAAAGCAGAACGUAUCCAGCAAUGGAGCAUAUCAUAGAUGUCGCUGAAUAGCACAAGUUCCAAGUACCAGACCGUCAGAAAGAUGCAGGAAGCAUUGUAUGAAAAAUAAGUAUAUUUAUUUAUGAUCUGUUGUGAAUUAGCCAGUAGGCAUUAGUUGUCUGAAAGAUCCCGAGGAAGCCAUGAAGUGUGACUGGUGAGGGAGGUUCAGUUAGUGCUGCAGUAAAGUGUAAAAGCAGCAAGUGUGUAUGUGCCUUUGAAUGUGUUCAUCUUCGUUAUAUAAUCUCUUGAAGUAGCUUAGAGGGAGAGUACUGUACUUCUAAGCUGCUCUACAGGUGUUUUAGAAGUGAUAGCGUACUUGUCAGCUUUGAAGUGUUUUGAUCUUUUUAAUGUAAUAUAUGUAAAUAUAGAUAUGUAUUUUAUAUGACUAUUGAAAGAAAGAUAUUUACA
Molecule: messenger RNA, 3724 nt
Organism: Penaeus chinensis
Lineage: Eukaryota; Metazoa; Arthropoda; Malacostraca; Decapoda; Penaeidae
Product: mitogen-activated protein kinase kinase kinase 7-like
Biological process (GO): protein phosphorylation; JNK cascade; positive regulation of canonical NF-kappaB signal transduction
Molecular function (GO): magnesium ion binding; MAP kinase kinase kinase activity; ATP binding
Source: RefSeq, a predicted model, not a curated record